AUGGCAGAUACCGCUGUUGCGACUGAAACUCCAGCUCCGGCUACACCCGUCAAAAAACCAAAAACAUCCGCGAGUGGUGGUGCUUCCGCGGGCGCUAAGAAACCUAAAGCUAAACCGAGCCAUCCGAAGACGUCGGAAAUGGUGAACAGCGCUAUUGCCGAACUCAAGGAGCGCAGCGGCUCGUCUUUACAAGCAAUCAAGAAAUACAUAGCGGCCCAGUACAAGGUGGAUGCUGAAAAAUUAGCACCGUUCAUAAGAAAGUAUCUGAAGAACGCCGUCGAAUCCGGUACUCUAAUACAGACUAAAGGCAAGGGAGCUUCCGGAUCUUUUAAACUGGAAUCGAAGACCUCCGCUUCUAAGAAACCCGGUUCCGGAUCUGGUGGUGCGUCCGGUGGCAGUUCCGUAAGGGCAGCAAAGGGCAACGCUUCGUCCGCUUCCGCUUCGGCAGCGUCUAAAGGCGGCAGCAGCAACAAAAAGGGAGGGGCCGGCGCCGGUGGUGCCGCUUCGACUUCUUCGGGGGCGGCUGCCGGCAGGGCCGGAAAGAAAGCGGCUGCAGCGUCAGCUUCAUCGCCGUCGAAAGGUAAAUCUUCGAUUGCCGCAACCGCCGCAGUUUCGGUAAAGGAGAAAAGAGCCGCCGCCGCCGCGAAAAAGAAGCCCGCCGCCGCUGCUAGGAAGUCUGGAGCGAGCGCUAAAGCUGCGGCCGCCAAGAGCGCGCCGAAAGCUAAGAAAACAGCUAAACCACCAACAAAGAAACCGAAAGCGCCUAAACCGAAAAAGGCCACCGCCUCGACGCCUAAAACGAAACCUUCGGCCAAAAAAGCGUCCGCCGCUUCGAAGAAGUGAUUCAUUGGGUACAACAGCAGCAGCACACAAUGAUUUAAAAAUACAUACAAAUAUAUUAAAACGAACCAACCA
This is a messenger RNA of Bombyx mori (domestic silkworm), 915 nucleotides long. RefSeq names its product histone H1-like. Lineage: Eukaryota; Metazoa; Arthropoda; Insecta; Lepidoptera; Bombycidae. The record is from RefSeq and is a predicted model, not a curated record. Gene Ontology annotation, molecular function: double-stranded DNA binding; nucleosomal DNA binding; structural constituent of chromatin. Gene Ontology annotation, cellular component: nucleosome; nucleus. Bases 1 to 843 code for a protein of 280 amino acids. Gene Ontology annotation, biological process: nucleosome assembly; chromosome condensation; negative regulation of DNA recombination. The transcript has a single exon.